AUGACAACGAUUACAUCCUUACCAGAAGAAUUGAUAUCCAUUAUUCUCAGCUACAAGGAUAUCACCAUCGAGGAUAUCAUUAAUUUCCGAUGCGUCUGCAAACAAUUUCGUUAUGCAGCCAGUUAUCCAAAGUAUAUGGAAAAUAAAUUUUCUCAAAGAUGGCCUUCUUUAAAAGAACACUAUGACAUUAUGUCUAAGACUUUUAAAGAUCAAGACAAUAAUUAUGAAGAAUUCAAAUAUUGUAAUCGAAGAUUCACCAUAUUUUCUUUUUACAACGAUGAGCUUAAAAGCUUGCUCACACAUUCUCCACGAACUGGUUGCGAUUUAACCGAAAGAUAUUAUCACGAGAAACUAUUUAACUAUAUAAAGAAUUCUAGAAUAAAAUUAAGCUUGGGCAAAUUUAAGACUUUACCUGAUAGAGCACGGCUUAUGGAAUGGAUUGCCUUUAAUGUAGCACAAACUUUACAAAUCCAAAAGGAUGUAACUUACGCGUACGUAGUAGAAUCUUUGGAUAAUAUUGCACGAGAGGUACAAAAUUAUCUGAAACAAAAACAUCCAGAUCAUUCGAUAUUUUCGACGUCCGCUGAAUUUUUUUCUUAUUGGAAAAACAAUAAUAUAGACGAUAAUCACUGGAACGAAGCGGAAGGAAUUCAGAUUAUCGAUGCAUUAGACGAAUACAUAUUUCGCAAAUUAAAAUUUCGGCCGUGCGAAAUAAACGAUACAAUUCUGGAAUUCAUGUGUAUAGAUAAUGUACUAAAAAGUAGAUAUGGACAAGAAGUGAUUAUAUUAAUAAUAUAUCACAGCGUGGCAAGAAGACUUGGUCUACGUUCCGACAUUGUGGCAUUCGGUGAACGAUUAGAACUAUCUUACUGUAUACAUUGGAAAUCCAGAUAUGGCACGAUUAAUCCAGCAAAUGAAAGAUGUUUUAGUGUAAUGUUUAACAAAUUCCCGGAUUGUCGUGUCAAUAAAUCAGCGUAUCAGAAGAGGUCGCAAAAUUUAUAUCGUAAUGAUUUUUUACCGUGCAACAGAUUAGGUCGAAUAUCACCAUGUGAACUGCGAGACAGGAUACUGCUAAGAUUUGCGGAUUUGACAUACCAUUAUAACAACAUUUCUCAGAUUAAGGAGCGUAAAAAAAUUUAUUUAUUUAAAACAAGUAGCUUUGAAGUAUGUAUGCACUAUACACACAGCAUUAAUUAA
This is a messenger RNA of Nylanderia fulva, 1197 nucleotides long. Lineage: Eukaryota; Metazoa; Arthropoda; Insecta; Hymenoptera; Formicidae. The record is from RefSeq and is a predicted model, not a curated record.